AUGGCCACAGUUGUUGCUCCCAAAGAAUUUUCUCCCGUUGAAGAUGCAGAAACAAUCAAGAAGGCUUGUCUAGGAUUGGGAACGGAUGAGAAAGCCAUAAUAUCAGUGCUGGGGAAUCGGAAUUCGUUUCAAAGGAAACUUAUCAGGCUAGCUUAUGAAGAGAUAUACCAUGAGGAUCUAAUUCAUCAACUUAAAUCUGAGAUUUCCGGAGACUUUGAGAGAGCAAUGAGCCACUGGACCUUGGAGCCAGCUGACAGAGAUGCUGUCCUUGCCAACGCGGCCUUGCAGAAAUCAAAACCUGAUUACAGAGUAAUUGUUGAAAUUGCAUGUGUCGGAUCACCGGAAGAUCUCUUGGCGGUGAAGCGUGCCUACCGGUUUCGUUACAGGCAUUCUCUCGAAGAAGAUGUGGCCCUUCACACCAAGGGUGACAUUCGAAAAGUCUUGGUUGCUCUCGUAAGCGCCUAUAGAUAUGAUGGCCAUGAAGUUGACGAAGAUUUGGCGAUUUCAGAAGCUGGUCUUCUCCAUGAUGAUGUAUAUGGAAAGGCUUUUAACCACGAUGAAUUGGUUAGGGUAUUGACUACAAGGAGCAAGGCACAGCUCAAUGCAACUUUCAAUCGUUACCAAGACAUCCAUGGAAAAUCCAUUACCAAGGGGCUGCUGGGAGACCCCAUUGAUGAAUAUCUAGGUGCCUUGCGAACUGCAGUCCGGUGCAUUCGAGAUCCAAGAAAGUACUUUGUUAAGGUCUUGCGAAGGGCCGUCCAUAUAGAGGACACCGAUGAAGAUGCUCUUAGUCGUGUGAUCGUCACGCGUGCAGAGAAAGAUUUGAAGGAGAUCAAGGAGCUCUACCUGAAGAGAAACAACGUCUCUCUCGAUCAAGCAGUAGCAGCAGACACGCAUGGAGAAUACAAGGAAUUCCUUCUGACCUUAUUAGGGAAUGAGAAGAAUUGAUCAGCUCUAA
This is a messenger RNA of Populus nigra (black poplar), 958 nucleotides long. RefSeq names its product annexin D8-like. The coding region runs from base 1 to 948 and encodes 315 amino acids. Gene Ontology annotation, molecular function: calcium ion binding; calcium-dependent phospholipid binding. Lineage: Eukaryota; Viridiplantae; Streptophyta; Magnoliopsida; Malpighiales; Salicaceae. Gene Ontology annotation, cellular component: cytoplasm. The transcript is spliced from 6 exons. The record is from RefSeq and is a predicted model, not a curated record.